AUGGGCUCUCGUGUAAGAAACGCGCUGCCUUUUGCGUUUCUGUUGAACGCACCUGAAUUGGUAGUGCGACGCAUUUCCACUCUACUUGCUCGGGUCAGACCAUUCCGACCUGUCGCUCCAUGCUGGGAAUGCUCCAAGCGACGACUGGUGUGCGAUCUGGGGACGCCCAAGUGCCGAAAAUGCCGUGUUCGAGGCGUGGACUGCCCUGGCUAUCAACACAAACCUCUCCAGUGGAUGCGGCCCGGCCAGACCAGAUCCAAGGGAGCUCAAUCGGCAAAGACACUAGGCGUCUCCUGCCCUCCCGCGAGAAGCGAUGAGAUUAUCACCAAUUGUACCUUUUUGGGACAGAAAACUUCGACUCGGGCAAAAGCGUCUGAGGACUCAAAAGCUGAGGAUGUCAGCAGCACUCCUGCCUACAACAUCAACAUCGCGCCCGAUUUGUCGGGGAUUAGCCUGGAAGGCGCUGCCAGCCCUUUCAUCGUUCCGUCGUCCUAUGUGUCGUGGAUACCUCCCGCAAUAUCACAGACACUCAUAUGCAGCGCCCUUGGCCAUCGUAUCUUGCAGACCGCUGAGGGCUUUGAGCGUGAGCGCAACGCAAUGGCCCUAAACUUACGGCAAUGUCGAGGCGAAGCUCUCCAGCUAGUCCGCAGGGAGCUGACUGGUGGCCGCGACUCCAUUAUGCCAAUACUAUGCCUACUGCUCUCCGAGGACCUUUUCGGCGACAGGACUUUGACCUGUAUACCGUGUGCUCCCGGUCUCCUAGCUGAAGUUAUCCGCAUUAAUUAUUACCGCUUUCUUAAGGACGGCGCAACGUCACUCCUGUCGGAUAGCGCGGAUCAAUUGCCAUCCGGUUCGGACAUUCUCAGACGCGUCUUAAACUUCUCCCCUGAGCUAUGGGCGUCUGAGGUCGUGGCGAAUUCUGAUUUUAGCACGGGAGGCAGCUUGGACGAGACUGGACAGGGCUUUGCGGUGCGAAGAAUGGGCUGGGAACGUAUUGGUCGUAUUUAUCAAUCCGCCGUGGUACUCUACUGCCUAGCUUCUCAGCCACAGGGAUUCGACCACGUUCGCGAGUCUGACCAGUGGACGUCCCUCCGUGCCGGCCUUUUGCAGGAUCUAAGAGACUCGUCGCUCGAUGCCUGCAGCCAUCACCGCAAGCUGGUCAUCUGGCCGCUGACGAUACUCGGCCUUGCGCUCAACUACGACGACGGCGGCGCCCAGCAAUUUGUUCUGCAAGAGCUGAAGUGGGCGAGCGCGGCGUUGGGGACCGCGACACCAUUGGUGGCGAUACAGCUACUCGAGCGCACUUGGCAGGGGUACAGUGGAUGGGAAUGGGAUAAACUCUUUGAUCGGCCUUAUAUUUUCGCCCUGUGA
Molecule: messenger RNA, 1371 nt
Organism: Fusarium redolens
Lineage: Eukaryota; Fungi; Ascomycota; Sordariomycetes; Hypocreales; Nectriaceae
Exons: 4
Coding region: 1-1371 (456 amino acids)
Biological process (GO): regulation of DNA-templated transcription
Molecular function (GO): zinc ion binding; DNA-binding transcription factor activity, RNA polymerase II-specific
Source: RefSeq, a predicted model, not a curated record